Colletotrichum acutatum is the source of this 1390-nucleotide messenger RNA. Its product is annotated as Clr5 domain-containing protein. The transcript has 2 exons. The record is from RefSeq and is a predicted model, not a curated record. NCBI's taxonomy places the organism in Eukaryota, Fungi, Ascomycota, Sordariomycetes, Glomerellales, Glomerellaceae. Bases 83 to 1291 code for a protein of 402 amino acids.
UGCUCUGGUCGGCAGUCUUGGACCGCAACAUCUCCAUCGAGUUUAAAGAGUCAUCACGCGUUGAAUCGCGUUUAUUUGAGUCAUGGGAACAGACCCUCAACGACGUAUGCUCAACCCAUCGCGCGAAAGCGACUGGGAGGACAGGAAAGAAUUUCUAUACGACCUUUACAUGCUGAAGAACUUGAGCCUUGCAAAGGUAGUUGAGGAGAUGUCCGUCGUUCAUUCAUUCAGAGCUAGUGAGAGGAUGUACAAGCGCAGGUUUAUGAAAUGGGAGUGGUUCAAAUACAGCACCAAAAGAUUUCAAGCAACGUCCUCGAAACCUGGGAGCAAAGUUGAGAUAUGUAAAGGAAAAACGACACGGCAGACGAGGAGACACAGGCAAAAACGAGAAAACCAUCAAAAUUGCGAUAUGCAUAGAGGAAGUUCAGGUUUAUCAGAUGACCCGCUUAGGGUCCCAAGGGUCUCUUUGAGGGACAUGGGAUGCGAGAAUCAGCCAAGGACUACAUUGCUUUCCACUGCUCCGGUUGCGAGAUGGGACCUGCCCCGAAGGAUGACAGAAUGGACUGCAAAAUCAGAAAAGAGCCUUCUCGCAAUGUCUCAUUGUCUUAAUGAGCCAAUAACUCUUGAUGAGCCCACAACAACGGCGAAUUCUAGAUGUCCUUCAACCGCUGACGACCAUUUCGAUGUAGGGGGCCCUCCCACUCCAAGACAAGAUACUAUCAUGAACCCUGCCACUUUGUUGCCAAUGGAAAUAUGCGUCAACUCAGUUCCCAUCCUGUCAGGACGAGGGGCCAACCUCCACAACAUCGGCGAUUUGACUUCACUACCCGCGAACGAGGGUUCGCAAAACCUUACAGCCGCUGAUUACGAGGUCAAAGACCUCAUUGGGUCUCAGGCGCUCGCAACAAUCAUUUCAGCAUGUAUCAGCCUCUUCUCCGCUGGACUUACCUUGACGUUAUCCCCAAAGAUCAGUAUGUACGUGUGCAUCACACAAGUCCAUCCGAGGAAAGCUGCCUAUUCAGGUUGCAGGGGAAUGAAAUCGUUCUUUGACAAGGACAAUCAACUUGGAUACGAGAAGAACUUGCAGCAGAAUAAGAGUCGGCCAUUGCCUCUUCGGGCAGUUCACAUCGCAUCAUAUAUGGAUACAGAGAGUUUCACUGGCGUCGAUGACCUCACAGAGAGUCUGAAUGAAGCCCAUGAGCAGAUUUGCCAGCUGCAAUCCACGUUAGCCGGGUUGACUCGGGCAAUGCAAGAGUUUCGAGGUUGUCGUCACGAUGGAGGCAUACUUUGACUUGAGGACCGAGUCGGCGUGUACUUUCAAAAAAACAGUUAGCUGAGUGAAACUAGAGUAUUAUGCCCCUAUAAUUCCGGCGGCUUCACCAGCUCCUUC